UUUAACCCUAAAUUUGACUCUUUGCGUGCCGGUUUCUCUGCAGCAGCGGGAGGAGCAUGUACAAAACCGCAGUGUAACCUGAUCCAUGUACCUUACACAUCGCAAAUGACCAAACCCACACCCACACACACACACACACACACACCACCUGUCAGGAGACUCAUCCGGCAUAACCACAGACGCUUGAGCUGGAGGACACACACAGUCUGAGGAAAGUUUGCCUGCAACACAACAAGUAACGUUAGGCCCAUCAGGACCCGCUCUGCUCUGAGACCAGCUGCAAGGUAAACAACACAUCUGAACAAGAUUCCAAGCAUUGUGAAUCAUCUGCAUUGGUGGGUGAAGCAGAAACAUUAAAAAACGAGGCACAAAAAGAAGCUGUCGUCAUAUCAAAUCAAUGAUGGUUUUGAAAAAGCUUCUGCGUUUCGGGAAACAGCUGCUGAGAGUGAAGGUUGUCAACUGCAACUCGGAGGAGUCGCGACUCUCCCGAUGUCUGAACACCUUUGACCUGGUGGCUCUUGGUGUGGGCAGCACCUUGGGAGCUGGGGUGUAUGUCCUCGCUGGAGCCGUGGCCCGAGAAAACGCAGGACCGGCCAUCGUGCUGUCGUUCCUCAUCGCAGCCCUGGCCUCAGUGCUCGCGGGCCUCUGUUAUGCAGAGUUUGGGGCAAGAGUGCCAAAAACGGGCUCAGCGUACCUGUACAGCUAUGUGACUGUAGGGGAGCUAUGGGCCUUUAUAACUGGCUGGAACCUUAUACUUUCAUACGUUAUAGGUACAUCAAGUGUUGCCAGAGCUUGGAGUGCCACAUUUGAUGAGCUGAUUGGAAAACAAAUUGAACAUUUUUGUCGACAAUACAUGUCUAUGAAUGCUCCGGGCAUUCUGGCGGAGUACCCAGAUAUGUUUUCUGUAUUCAUCAUCCUCACUCUCACAGGCCUUCUGGCCUUCGGGGUGAAGGAGUCAGCCAUGGUCACCAAAGUGUUCACCUGCAUCAACAUCUUGGUGCUGUUGUUCAUGGUUGUAUCUGGACUGGUCAAAGGUACACUGAAGAACUGGCACCUGGACCCUGAUGAGAUUCUUAAUGGAACCAAUUCCACCAUUAAUGCCACACAGCCCCUGCCAACAGAAGAGAUUCUGGGUGAAGGUGGGUUCAUGCCUUUCGGCUUCACAGGGGUCUUAUCAGGGGCCGCUACCUGCUUUUACGCCUUUGUUGGGUUCGACUGUAUCGCAACUACAGGUGAGGAGGUGAAGAACCCCCAGAGAGCCAUUCCCAUUGGCAUCGUCUCCUCCCUCCUUAUCUGUUUUGUAGCGUACUUUUGUGUAUCGGCCGCCCUCACAUUGAUGAUGCCAUAUUACAUGCUGGAUAAGAACAGCCCUCUUCCCGCGGCCUUUAAGUAUGUCGGUUGGGAAGGAGCCACGUACGCUGUGGCGGUAGGCUCCCUUUGCGCCCUGUCCACCAGCCUGCUUGGUGCCAUGUUCCCCAUGCCCCGUGUCAUCUGGGCCAUGGCUGACGAUGGCCUGCUCUUCAAAUUCAUGACUGGGAUCAACAAGAGAACAAAAACUCCCAUUCACGCCACUAUAACAGCAGGCUUUGUCGCAGCAAUUAUGGCUUUCCUGUUUGACCUGAAGGACUUGGUUGAUCUGAUGUCUAUAGGAACUCUUUUGGCCUACACACUGGUCGCUGCCUGUGUUCUAGUACUAAGGUACCAGCCCGAGCAGUUUUCUCAAACAUAUCACAUGGCCAACACACAGGAAGAGAUGGAAAUGAGUGAGACCAUAAGUACACCCAGCAUGGGGAUUCUUCCUGGCAUAGAAGAGCGUUUCAGCUUCAAAACCCUGAUCUUCCCUGACAUCACUGAACCCUCCAACCUCUCAGGCUUCGCUGUUAACGUCUGUGUGAGCCUGCUUGGACUGCUGAUCUUCAGUUUCAGUCUGAUGGCCGUCCUGGGCGGAAGUGCAAUGUGGAAUAUUGUCGCUCUCGGUGUCUUGUUCAGCAUGUCUGUCAUUGUCACUUUUAUCAUCUGGAAACAACCACAGAGUAAAACCAAGCUCUCUUUUAAGGUUCCUUUACUUCCAUUCAUCCCAGUGGUCAGCAUGUUUGUCAACGUGUACCUGAUGAUGCAGCUGGACAGGGGAACCUGGAUCCGAUUCGCCAUCUGGAUGUCUAUAGGACUCGUAAUCUACUUUGGCUAUGGAAUCUGGCACAGCACUGAAGCCACACUGGCCCAUUCCAGUAUGGACGAGGAACUGAGUGUGUACAAACCCAGCCGCAGCCUAAACAGGGACAGUGUGACCCCGGAAAAGGAGGCUUUCCUCUGUAACGGAUCACGGGGUGAUGUGGACGGAGAUCUCUAAUAUGGAACAGUGUUACAUUAUUUACUCAAACUUUACAUGAUAGCACACCUCCGGGAGGUUGUGAGGAGCACAGGCCGUUGAAAUCGAAUCAGAUGGAGCUCUAUGACCCAUUUAACAAUAUCACUUCCUUGUCAAGAAGUCUAAGAGCUUUAAGUGCACACUACAUGGGUGGAAGUAUUUGAGUAUUCUCACAACUCUUUCGUUUCCUACUUUAGAAAUCUUGAAGAAACCAAAACAGGCACAGGACCUUUUACUGGGUGGCUGUAGAGUAAAAAAAAAAUCAAUGUAGGUAUCUGUGAGCUGCAGUAUUUAAAGUUGACAGCUGCUUUUAUCGUAUGAUCUGACCGAACUUGUGCCUUUUGUCUUACUAUUGCAAUUGAAACGAAAUCAGAGUUGCUUGAUCUAAAUCUUGGAUGUCAGUGUUUAGGGUUU
This is a messenger RNA of Carassius carassius (crucian carp), 2782 nucleotides long. Its product is annotated as high affinity cationic amino acid transporter 1-like. NCBI's taxonomy places the organism in Eukaryota, Metazoa, Chordata, Actinopteri, Cypriniformes, Cyprinidae. The coding region runs from base 398 to 2350 and encodes 650 amino acids. The transcript is spliced from 12 exons. Gene Ontology annotation, biological process: transmembrane transport; amino acid transport. The record is from RefSeq and is a predicted model, not a curated record. Gene Ontology annotation, cellular component: plasma membrane. Gene Ontology annotation, molecular function: amino acid transmembrane transporter activity.